Molecule: messenger RNA, 1672 nt
Organism: Rhinolophus ferrumequinum (greater horseshoe bat)
Lineage: Eukaryota; Metazoa; Chordata; Mammalia; Chiroptera; Rhinolophidae
Gene: NUDT17
Product: nudix hydrolase 17
Exons: 9
Coding region: 204-1208 (334 amino acids)
Biological process (GO): NADP+ catabolic process; NAD+ catabolic process
Cellular component (GO): cytosol
Molecular function (GO): NADH pyrophosphatase activity
Source: RefSeq, a predicted model, not a curated record
GAGGCUGGAGGGGCAAGGACUGGUGAGGCCUUCCUACACUGCCAAGUAGCUUACAUCCUGAAAGCGAUGGGAAACAAAAUGGGUCACGCCCAAAUUUCCCCGACGUUGGGGAAGCUGGCUUCCUUUCACCCCGCGGACCCAGGGGACGCGCCGCUGGGCCAGCAGAGGGCGCCGAGCGGGCCGCCGCGACCCGGAGCCACGUAAUGGCCGCGGCGCGGGUGCUGCUGCUCCUGUCCGGGCGCCCGGAGUCGGUGAGCUUCGCACAGAGUGUGUGUGGCCUCCUGGGCGCCGGGCCCGAGCUCGGGCCGUGGCCCACGCACUGCGGCCUGCAGCGAGGGCAGCUGCUCCUGUCGGCCAGGCCGUUCCCAGGCGCGUCGGCCAGGCUCCCGCUCCAGCGACCCCCUUUCUGCCCUUUUGCGGCCCUGAACCAGCAGCCCAGCCCACCGGGGGCUGAGCUGCCCACGAAUCGAGGCGUGGAUCUGGGUGUGGCCAUCAUUCUGCAGUCCAGCGACCAGACUGUCUUGUUGACCCGAAGGACACGCACCCUCAGAGUUUCCCCCAACCUCUGGGUUCCCCCAGGUGGGCACGUGGAACUUGAUGAAGAGCUGUUGGAUGGAGGGCUUCGAGAGCUUUGGGAGGAGAGUGGACUACAGCUACCCCAGGGCCAGUUCUCUUGGGUCCCUCUGGGGUUAUGGGAGUCUGCCUACCCUCCUAGGCUGAGCUGGGGUCUCCCCAGAUACCAUCACAUCGUUCUCUAUCUACUUGUGGUCUCUCAGGAGUCACAGCAGCAGCUGCAGGCCCGGAUCCAACCAAACCCAAGUGAGGUGAGCGCCUUUAUGUGGCUGGGACCAGAAGUGGCAGCUGCAGUAGCUGCCACAGAGGAUGGGACAGAGACACCCAGACAUCUCUCCCAGGGCCUACCACCCUCUGUACUUGCGGUGGAACUAGAGCAUGAUGGAGGAGCUCGACCUCUGGCCUUGCCCGUGUCCACACUGCUCCGGACGACCCCAACCACCACAGAAGGCGAAGAGAGGGUCAGCACUGGAACCAAGUUUGCCCUCAGGCUCUGGCUGCAACAUCUGAGCAGGCAAGGUGUGACACCCCGACCGUGUGCAAGUGGAGCUCAUGUGGACCCAGGGCCCGCAAAGGAAGAACAGAACGUGGACCCCCUCCCCCCAAACCAGGGAUCUGGAAAGCCAAGUGCAUAAUCCCCUCCCCAGCCCACCUCCGUGACACUCACAGAACAUUCACAACCUUUAUUAUGGGUAAGAACUUUGCUACACCUUUGGGAAUCAAAAGUAAAAUUACAACAGAGGUCCCAGGCCCUGGGGGAGCCGAAAAAGGAGAUUGGGGAGAGCACAAGUGUCCUCCUAUCUCCCAGGAAAGGUGCAGAAUGAGCCAGACCUACCCACAGGGCCAUGGGCCUUUAGAAGCUCAGGCCCUGGGCUGGUCGGCCUAAGAAACGUGGUGAACUUAAAUAUAUAAAUAGAGAGAGCCCCAGGCAACAGGCCAGGCCCUGCUCCCAAACCCCUGGGGACCAGGGCUAAGGCCUUAUCUCCUCCUCAGUCAUACUGGGAAGUAGGAGGCAGGGGAAGUCAUCUUUGGAUGUAUUUUGGUUUUUCUUCUUUAUGUACAAAAAAUCUGCAACCCAAAAUAGAGUUCUCUGUCCAUG